AAUAGGCAUGGGACGAGCCCCAUAAGAACUGGAAUUCUCAUAGGAAUCGGUGAACAAUGAGGAUUCUAAGAAACAAAGUAAUUCAACCCUUUUAGAUUUUCGUCACAAAUUAGGGGAAAAAAAGGGCUCCUUUUGCCACAGUUCAUUGUUGAUUCUGUAAACGGCAAAUCGAUAUAUUAACCCCAAGGGGAGGUGAAGAAAAAGGAUAAUAUAAAAAAAAAAGAAGAAGAGAAGAAGUUGGGGGCAGCUGGAGAAUUGAAAUGUGUGUGAUUCUGGAAGAAGAGGGAGGUGAUUUUGCCGAAAGGGUGCCGGUGCCGCCGCCUAACUUUGCCACCGUCGAAGAUAACAGCGUUUAUCGAUCUGGGUUUCCUCAGCCCUCCAAUUUUUCUUUCCUUCAAUCCCUUCAUCUCAAGUCCAUCCUGUGUUUGUGUACGGAACCGUACCCUGAAGGAAAUCUUGAGUUUCUGAAAUCUAAUAACAUAAAGCUUUUUCAGUUUGGAAUUGAUGGCACUAAGGAACCAACAUCUAUUCCUAGGAGUACAAUAACAGAGGCUUUAGAAGUCUUAAUUGAUGUGAGAAAUCACCCCAUCUUGAUUCACUGUCGAAGUGGAAAGCAUCGGACCGGUUGUUUGGUCGGUUCCCUCAGAAUAUUGCAGAACUGGCGUUUAUCAUCUGUGGUCGAAGAGUACAAGCGUUAUGCCGGUGCAAAAUCAAGGUUAACUGACUUGGCAUUUUUGGAGAAGUACGAUGCCUCGUCCCUAAGGCAUUGUCUUCAGAACCUUUUGUAUCAGUACCAAGGUUACGGAUCAAGGAAAAGGCGUUUGCUGUACAAAGAAGAGCUUGUACAGAAGCCGCGAAUAACUUCUGCUUAGAUGUGAUGUCCCCAUCCUGGUUUUUGUUGGAUAGGAUGGCCUCCUUCCGAGAAUUAGCAACUAGAGAUUCUUUAUUCGAAAAUGCUGAUUCUUCUGCACAUACAUUUGAUAGUCGGGUGUCGUUCGUGGUUCUUACUCCUUUUGACUUUUCUGAAUUACUCAGGGGGAAUUGUGGUUGAAUAAAAAGAAAAAGUAAGCUAUAGAGUUUCCUUUUCGGGGUUGUGUGUAAAUUUGGUGUUCUUUCUCUCUCGAAUCUUUUCAAAUUUCCCUUAUUUGGUUCAACAAAGAAUUAAUAAAGAAGAAUCCAUAAUCAAACCAAGAGGGAGUUGACCGUAAGUAAUUUACCGAUCUUUAAAUCCCACGUUAAAAUUAUGUUGUGAAUGGAACUUGACACCUACUUCUAAUAAUUAUGAAACUUUCCUAAUGAAAUCCAACGGUCAGAACAAACACUAAAAUUAUUAAUUAAUAAUAAUAUCAAGAGAUUAUAUAUCAG
This is a messenger RNA of Oldenlandia corymbosa var. corymbosa, 1365 nucleotides long. NCBI's taxonomy places the organism in Eukaryota, Viridiplantae, Streptophyta, Magnoliopsida, Gentianales, Rubiaceae. The record is from the annotation of a GenBank genome assembly.